UCUAGUAGUGUCAUGGUCGCAUAAACAGUUUCUCAGUUUAUUUUACAUGCAGCCAACUUCGAUUGUAACUGUCAUUACCAUAUAUUAAUACUGCUAACUAAGUGCACAGGCACUCUUUGAAUAAUCGUUUAGCAGUAUUGCAGUUAGUCGCUUUGCAAGUAAUCAUGGAGAAGCUUCCAGCAGGACCAACACCGAUUCAGUCUACAGCUGGGGCUGUAGCUGUUAGAAAUGAUAAGGGUGAAUUUGUGAUGCAGAAAGUCAAAGUCAGUCGAUACGUGUCUGGAAAACGGCCAGAGUAUGCAGGUGGUUCAUCUAGUGAAGACGAGCAAGACGAGGACUUCGUCAUCCAGAAAGUUAGAGAGCACAUUCCAUCAGGAGAUGAGGAAGAUGAGAAAGAAAAAGAUGAUCCACGUCUAAGAAGACUGAAGCAGCAACACAUAGACAGAGAGGAGAGGGUCGAAAGACACAGACACAUUCAUCGGCCUGAAGUAUUAGCCAGAAGUAGUGAUGAAGACGAGGAAGAGGAAGAAAGGGUUGUGCAUAGACAUCGACCUGAUGAUGAGAGUAGUGAAGAUGAUGAUGAGGAGGAGCUAGAUGAAGAGGAGCUUGAGAGGAGGAGGAGAAUGCUCAGAGAACGUGCUAAAGAGAAACAGAAAGAAGAGGAACUGAUGGACGUAGAGGAAGAGAAAUCAGGAGAGGAGAGUGCACAUGAGUCAAGUGAAUAUGAAGAGUACUCUGACUCGGAAGAUGAAUCAGCACCAAGACUCAAACCCGUUUUUGUUAGAAAGAGGGAUAGGAUAACAAUUCAAGAAAAAGAGCGGGAAGCACAAAAACAGAAAGAGCUAGAAGCAGAAGCUAAGAAAAUGGGUGAAGACAGGCGGAGACAAACGAUAAAAAUCGUGGAAGAUGAAGCCAGGAAAGAGCUGAUGGCAGAGAAGGACUUGAAGAGUGCUGUAGCUCUCGUCAACACCGAUGAUGAGAAUGAUGAAGCCGAGUAUGAAGCCUGGAAAGUGCGUGAGCUAAAGAGGAUUAAGCGUGACAAGGAUGAACGUGAAGCAAAUGAGCGUGAAAAAUUGGAAGUCGAACGUUACCACAAUAUGACAGAGGAAGAGCGUAGAGCAGAAUUAAGAAUGAACCCAAAAGUUGUCACCAACAAGGCAACAAAAGGAAAAUACAAGUUUUUACAAAAGUACUUUCACCGAGGUGCUUUUUAUUUGGAUGAAGAAGAUACUGUUCUUAAGCAAGAUUUCUCAUCGGCAACACUUGAGGAUCACUUUGACAAAACGAUUUUGCCAAAGGUUAUGCAGGUGAAGAACUUCGGUCGUUCUGGACGUACUAAGUACACGCAUUUGGUCGACCAGGAUACGACUCAGUUUGAUGCGCCGUGGACAGCAGACACGACGCAAAACCUGAAGUUCCAGGCUGCCCACGCAGGUGGCAUGAAGCAAUCAUUCGAGAAACCAUCGCUGAAAAAGCGAAAGAAGCAGCAGCCAUGAGGCUGUUGUUUCUGAUGUUGAACGUGUAUAAAUAGACAGUGUGGUGGCUUCAAACAGAAGACAGUGAGAUGGCAUGGCCAUGAGUUCGGUGUUGUUGUGUCUCCGUUAACUAUUGGCAUCCAGCUAUUUAUGCCAUGUUUGUGCACCGGACAUCGCAGCACAGAACAGCUAUCAGGGGCUGUGUUGCAGUUAGGAGUUAGGAACUAUUAGCCAUGGUUUGAGAAAAGCUUUCCUUGUGGCUGUAUUUGAAAGGCAUUGGGGUGCAGUCCCAUGUGACAAAACCUGCAGUAGCAUCCCAUCCUGUGAACAUGUUUACCAACACUAUUUUAACCAAAAUCAGCUAAAGGUGUAAGCAGUAACCAAAUCAAGAAGGCUUCAGUGUUAAUGAAGAAGCGUAUGUACAUUGAUAUUGCCGUUUCAUGCUAUAGUUAUACGAUGUUUUUUAUAGGGUUUCUUUUAUUGAGUGUCACCAUGAAUGAGUUGUCCCAGGAUUUUCCAGUACUCGAUUGUAUUACUGAAAUAUAUAUGUAGCUGUCAUAAUGAAUAUGCAAAAUCCAAAAAUCAUUGACUGUAUUGCAAAAUACAAAGCACACACAUUAUCUGUUAGUGGAAUGAAACUUAUCAGUUUUAUAAAAAAGAUAAAUGUAUAGAAUUUCAAUCUGUGGUGAAUAAAAAAUCACAUUCAAAAUUACAAGUGCAA
This is a messenger RNA of Priapulus caudatus, 2196 nucleotides long. Its product is annotated as microfibrillar-associated protein 1-like. Gene Ontology annotation, cellular component: U2-type spliceosomal complex. Gene Ontology annotation, molecular function: RNA binding. The record is from RefSeq and is a predicted model, not a curated record. The coding region runs from base 165 to 1496 and encodes 443 amino acids. Lineage: Eukaryota; Metazoa; Priapulida; Priapulimorpha; Priapulimorphida; Priapulidae. Gene Ontology annotation, biological process: mRNA splicing, via spliceosome. The transcript is spliced from 9 exons.